Molecule: messenger RNA, 1844 nt
Organism: Tricharina praecox
Lineage: Eukaryota; Fungi; Ascomycota; Pezizomycetes; Pezizales; Pyronemataceae
Product: Zinc/iron permease
Exons: 9
Coding region: 336-1712 (458 amino acids)
Biological process (GO): zinc ion transmembrane transport
Cellular component (GO): plasma membrane
Molecular function (GO): zinc ion transmembrane transporter activity
Source: RefSeq, a predicted model, not a curated record
GACCGUGUCUAAAUCCGGAAAAUUACCGUGUACACCCGGGAUAACCGAGUAAGCGGAUUGCUUCGCUUUGUAAAGCACGACAUCUCUGUCAGCGGCCAGUUCGGCCCUGAUCCCUCGAAAACACUUCAGACGGCUUGUCCCGUGCGGCAACCCUAGUACAGUGCACAUGCUGCCCAGCUCAGCUCUCUCCCGACCACGGAUAAUAUCGACAUCGACGCCGACGACGACUAUCACCGUACCGCUGCCUCCCCCCUACGCUCCUCGCUCCAACACACCCGCGGACAGGCGCCGAGAAUUCCACUUCCUCCGCAGCUUCGGCUGGCCCCGCAAUCAUCAUGAACUGUCCGACACGAGAUACGAAUCCCUAUGAUUUGGAAGGCCACAAUCAAAACCCACCUCUCUUCCCACCGGAGCUCACUACGCGGUCGUCUCUCGUUUGCGGCGGAAAGACAGAUGGCGUGUACAACCUACCGUUACACGUUCUUGCUCUGUUCAUUAUACUGGCAGUGUCGGUAUUAGCCUGUUCGUUCCCGUUAGUCGUCAAGAAAGCACCGCAGCUCAGGGUCCCGCAUUACUUCCUGUUCCUCUCGAGACACUUCGGUACCGGUGUUCUGAUUGCUACCGCCUUCGUGCACCUCCUACCAACCGCGUUCACAUCCCUCACGGAUCCAUGUCUCCCCAAGUUCUGGAACGAAGGCUACCCCGCGAUGGCCGGCCUCAUCGCCAUGGCCUCGGUCUUCGUCGUCGUAUCGAUCGAGAUGUUCUUCUCCACCAUGAACGGCGGCGCUAUGGGUGGCUGUCACGGCGGCCCCAGUGCCGGUUACGAAGUCCUCACUCCCACCACAGCGUCCUUCGGCCACAGACGCGGCGCCAGCAGCGCCAGUGCGGCAAGCUUCACGAACGGAGGAAGAAACCCGCCCAGUGAGGCCAUUCGACCGGUACGCCGAACCCGCAGGAGCAACAGCAUAGGAAGCCAGUUGCAGAGGAUCGAGCUCAGCGCGGAUGUCUUGCAAUACGACGAGGCCUGCUCUGAUGGGGAGGAUUCGCCUGAUCCCGAGGCGCAUCACAAGAGCGACUAUGAAGACGACGAUGCCGACUCGGAUGACGCUAACGAGGUCACGGAGUUGAGGUCUCUGAAUUCGAAUGGCCAGAAGAUGUCAACGAGUGCGGGUCAUACGAGGAGGCCUGGCGGUGGAAGGCUGACGGAGGAGCAGCAACAAAAGAAGAACCUGUUGCAGGUUAUGCUGUUAGAGGCGGGGAUUUUGUUCCAUAGUGUUUUUAUUGGAAUGGCAUUAUCGGUUGCUACCGGAUCGAAUUUUAUAGUCCUCUUGAUUGCGAUCACCUUUCACCAAACAUUCGAAGGCCUGGCACUGGGCUCACGCAUCGCCGGUAUCACCGCCUUCGCCAAGGACUCUCCCAAGCCGUGGCUCAUGUGUCUCGCCUACGGCACCACGACGCCAAUCGGUCAGGCCAUCGGCCUACUGACCAGAAACCUCUACGACCCAGCAAGCCAGACCGGUCUACUCAUGGUCGGCGUCAUGAACGCCAUCUCCUCCGGCCUGCUCUUGUUUGCAGGACUGGUGGAGCUUCUGGCAGAGGACUUCUUGAGUGACGAGAGCUAUGUGAUACUUACAGGGAAGCGGAGGCUUCAGGCUUGUGCGGCGGUUGCGGCGGGCGCAGCCGGUAUGGCGCUGGUUGGCGCGUGGGCUUGAUAAGGCUUUUUUGGGCGGUGGUGGGGGUAUAUUAUUAUGUACUAAUGGUCCACUAUUCGGAUCUGGGCUGGAUGGCGCUGGAUUUUGCUCUUGCUUUGCUUAAAUAUAUGUUGCGUUUGAUUAUUGCCUAAA